AUGACUGUUUUUGCAUCGUGUUCCAGCGAAGGGAGUGCCAAGGUGACGUGGCUUGGGGAGUCGUUCCACCACAACAACCCGCACUCGAUUUUCCGGUGGCCAAGCGUGGUCUUGCUGCUCUUUGAAGUGGUGGCAUUCGUGGUGGCCUACUCACUCGGAGGGGGUCCCGUGUUGGUUGGAGACUCUCUGUUCCUCAUCUGCGUGCUUGCGCUCAACGUUAUACUUGUGAUCUGGGAGACGAGGCUACGUCACAUGGAAAUGAGGCACCGCGCCCAAGCCAUGGUCAACACGCUGGCUAGUAUAACCUCCCGAAUUAACGUGAUCAUCUGCGCUUCCGCAUUGUCGUUUUCCUUCGCCCACUUCUCGCAAAAGACACUCUGGGUCACGGAAGCGGCGACGAAGCGCCCUUGGAGCACCUCGGACUACGCUCCACUGUUCCAGCCGGCGUCGCCGUGCAUCAGCCUCCAGUGGGCCGUGCGCGAUGGCCGUCUGGUCAACGUGCCUGUGCACCUCCUGGUCGAAGGGGACGUGGUGGUCGUCCGGCCGGGACAUCAGGUGCCGGGAAAGUGCAGCCUAGUCACCAAGGGCAAGGAAGCACCGCUGGUUCUGGAGGAGAAAGAGACGUUUGUCCCGGAGACAGGCAUCGGCACGUGUGCCACCUUCACGGGGGCUCGGCUGCGACGGCCGGUUGAGCCUCGCCACUUUGUCAUGCUUGAAGUGCCUUACGUCAAGUUCUUCAGGUUGUGCCUGGAGAACUCGCUCAUGCGACCCGUCUCGAUGUUCGCCAAGGAACUGCACCACGUCAACAGCACGUACCUCGAGCGGACUGUGAUUGGCAUUCUGGUACUGACGACCGUGCUGAAGCUGGCCCAGUGGCGCUACCUGGGAGACCGGGCCGGCAGCGUCAAAGAGUUGGUGUUGCAGCCCGCCCUGGCCAUCCUGCCCCUGCUGCCGCUGUCCCUGCCCGCACUCUGGGUGGGCCUGCAUGCACUGGGCACAGCGAGGCUGCAUCUCAUGGUGGCCGCUCAAGAACACAUGGCUGUGCAGCGUGCUCACGACGACCCUUUUGAGGAAGGUGACGAGGUGGAGUCAACGCACCCCGACGGAUCGGACCUGUCGUGGGGCCAGGUGCAGCCGCUGUUCUUGUCCCUGCUCCGCGGCAAGGCUCCGCACCUGUGGAGGACCUCCAGCCUCCUGCACGUCCUCGGCAGCGUCACGACCCUGUGCUGCGUCGACAAAAAGGGAAUCCUGUCGUGGCCGAACCCAACGCCCGAGAAGGUGUUCUUCCUGAAGCCGCCACGGUCUAGAGGGAGCAACGGUCUCGCACCAAACUUUGGCGGAUCGGGCAACAUCCGCCACUCUGGCCAACUCGACGCGGGCUCGGACAUCAUAACGGAGGACAGGCCGACUUCACCCGGUGCCGGCGACUCGGUCCUUGAGGGGGGCAAGGGGCUGACCGUUGACAAUGGACCCCUAAGGCGCGAGUCCAGGUUGUCGGGCUACGAUGCACCUGACCACAUGUACCACCCGGGCACCCACGUUGAGGUGCUGGACCUGACCCACAGCAUGCUGUCAGCCUUCGGGGUCCAGUUCGACGACCCUCAGUGGAAGGACUACAUCAACAACCUCAAGCCACUCGGCCUCAGCAUUUUGCUCAACACGUGCAAUCCGGCCACCCAGGAGAAAUACGCUCGCUUCUGCGAUCACAUUGCCUGCGAGAGCCUUCACAACGAGUCGGCCGUUCCCGUCGUCAACAAGCGAUGCCUCUGCGACCUGGCCGUCCAGAUGGGCUUCACUGACCGAGCAGUUGAGGCAUACCAGCAUCUUCAACACGUGGCACUCUUCAGGCAUGUGCAACCUGAAGUGGUCCAGAAAGGAAGGCUGGCCCGGUCGCUCAACUUUCCGCGCCUCAAGAUGCCAUUUCCCAGCAUGUGCUGUGCGGUCGUCAAAGAGGCCCUGUCAGGAACGCUGCAGAUGUUCACCCAAGGCACUGCGGACCUCGUCCUGGACAUGUGCUCCGAGUACUGGGACGGCCGGGACCUAUGUCCGCUGAGCGACUCCGACCGCAAGCGUAUCCUGGACUUCUACCAGCGGUCCAGCCUGACGUCCUACUGCUUGGCGUUUGCCUAUGCUCCGCUGCUGCCGUCGCUGCUCCUCAACCCGGCUCUCGAAGGCAGCUACCUCCAACUUCCGCCUGACAGCAGUCACCUGUUCCGUUCCUCUGGCAAGAAGGUGGGCGGGGCGGCGCUGACGCUGGGCGUCGCUUCGGACGACAAGACACAGAGCCACCACCUGAGCACAGACUCGGUGAGCCACGAGGAGGAGACGAUGGCGAUGGACGCGGCCGGCCGGGAGCAGGCCCUGGAGGCCACCGUGGAGCGGCUCAGGAACCAGGUGUUCAUCGGCAUGGUCACCAUGCAGUACCAGGCCUGCCCGGACUUCGUGAAACUUGUGGAGCAGCUCGAAGAUGCCUGCAUUCGAUUUGUUCAUUUCUCCAAGGAGAACGAGCUGCGCAGUCGGGGCUUCUCUGAGAAGAUGGGCCUCGAAUCGGGCUGGAACUGCCACGUCUCCUUGCUCAGCGACAGGCAUAGGACCGACAGCAAUGCAUCGACGUGUCAUCAGUCACAGGUGUCGGCGAGGAGCGUGACGUCCGUGCCGUCGAGCAACGUGGCUGUUGUGGCGGUUGACCCCCACGGAGUCAGCAUCGUGGACGGCAAGGCAACGAACGCUCCACCACGCAGCAUCAGUGCCCCCAACCUGGUGCACUCCGAGCUGAUCGGCAGUCGCUACGGUGAUUCGCCGCAGUCUCGUACAAGUGUCAACAGGACUGGGAACAAUGCGGAAGGCACCGUGAGUGGCGACGAGUCGACCCGCUGUGGACCCACGGUGACUCGGCGUGCCCUUCCGAGCAGUGCCACCGAGAGCAGCACCGAUAGGGGAGCACCGGUUGCCUUCGACAUCUCCAAUCGGGCCAAGCUGCCUCGGGGCAUCGAGAACAUCCGGCCGCACAUCGAGCACGUGGACAACGUGCCCCUGCUGGUGUCCCUGUUCACGGACUGCACCCCCGAGGCCACCCUGGAGAUGGUGCGCAUCAUGCAAGAGUACGGCGAGGUGGUCGGGUGCAUCGGCAGUGCAGCCAGCCUCUACAACCUGCCCGUCUUCCUGCAGGCCGACUGCAGCAUAGCUCUGGAACCACUGGCCCCGCAGUUGUGCGCGCGGCAGCUCGCACCAUCGCCACUGCCGUCGGCCAGGGUGUCAAUGACUCCUCGGGCCCUGGCCCACACCCUUGGUUCGUUGCCCUGUGUGCUGAGCAGUCCGCGUGAGAAGAGCCUCAGCCUGUAUCAUCUCAUCUGGGAGGCACGCCACUUCAGCCAAGCAGUGCGCAGUGCCAUGCAGUUCCUACUCUGCUGCUGCCUGAGCCUGGCCCUGGUUCAGACGCUGGCUGCGCUGGUGGCGUUGCCACCCGCACUCUCGCCCGCGCAGCUGCUGUGGCUGCUGGGGGCGCUGCUGCCCGCGCUUGCACUUGCACUCGUGUUCGGCAGCAGCGCCCACGACAAUCCGCGGGUCAUGACCACAGCGACGGGCAAGAGUCACCCGCGUGUCAACCGUCAGGUGGUGCUGUUCUUCAUCUGCUGCUACUGUGCCAAGUUCUGCCCAUCCGUGCUAGUCACACUGGCUUGCUUCGCCUUGGCGCUCGCCCAUUCCUGCCAGACAAGCGGCUUCACCCCAUGCUGGCCAUUCUUCUCUCAUGGAGGGUCAUCCGAGGAAGCAACGGGCACUCCAGCCGUGUCCUGGGUCUCUGGUCUGGCCCUGUGCCAAAAUGUCGCUGCCUUCUUUCUAGUCCUGUACUUCGAAGUAGGGAAGGGCGUGGACGAUUACCGAGCCCAGAUGACGAAGGCGCUGAAGGACAUGCGCCAGGAGGCGGACCAGAAGCUAGGCUCGACCAAUAAAAGCUUCGCAACAUUCGAGCAGCAGGUGAAGAAAGUGGCCCGGACCGCUGUCGGCUGGUACGAAAUCGCCCUCGGCUUUCUUCUCUUCGUCAUGAUCGUCAUCGUGGGACAGUACAUCGCCGCCAUCCAGGCCCAGUUGUGGCACAUCAAUAAAGGCUUCUGCGGCUUCUACAUGGGCAGCUGGAUGCUCUGGACGGCCGUGGUGAUGUUCCAGGUGCUGUUCCCCAUGGCACUGGCCGUCUCGACCAUUACAAUGGCGGUGGGAACGGUGGUCGACCGGCUCAUCUGCCUGCCGGCCCAGGACCCCGCGUCGGAAUCUUCACGCGCCGUCAUGGACUACUUGAUCGAUCUCGCAUUGAAGUUUGACCGCUACCUCACUACAGUGGGAGGGCAAAGGGACUUGAAGUGGGAAAAAAAUAACAGGGAAGAUGCCUAA
This is a messenger RNA of Rhipicephalus sanguineus (brown dog tick), 4386 nucleotides long. Its product is annotated as transmembrane protein 94-like. Lineage: Eukaryota; Metazoa; Arthropoda; Arachnida; Ixodida; Ixodidae. Gene Ontology annotation, molecular function: nucleotide binding. The record is from RefSeq and is a predicted model, not a curated record.